Aspergillus nidulans FGSC A4 is the source of this 1500-nucleotide messenger RNA. RefSeq lists its product as uncharacterized. Lineage: Eukaryota; Fungi; Ascomycota; Eurotiomycetes; Eurotiales; Aspergillaceae. Bases 4 to 1500 code for a protein of 498 amino acids. The transcript has 4 exons. Gene Ontology annotation, cellular component: membrane. The record is from RefSeq and is a predicted model, not a curated record. Gene Ontology annotation, molecular function: transmembrane transporter activity. Gene Ontology annotation, biological process: transmembrane transport.
ACAAUGGCGUCCAUUCGCACAAAGGUAGCCAUUUGGCUCUGGGGCUCCGAUGGGAAAGAUCGCGCCUUGCUGGCGAAACUGGACACUACAUUACUGCCGUAUUUCUCCUUGAUCUGGUUUCUUUUCGGCGUCACCAGAGCCAGCUACUCCUCAGCAUAUAUCAGCGGAAUGAAAGAGGCCCUCAACUUUCAAGGUAAGGACUACAAUUACAUGAGAACCGCCUACCUGGUCACCUAUGCUGUUUGCCAGAUACCGGGGACCAGUCUUCUCACUCUGGUGCGGCCGAAACAUGUCUUCGUUCCGGCAAACGUUACUUGGAGUGUCCUUACAAUGGUCACGUUUCGGACGACCCACGCCUGGCAGGUCAUUCUGUUGAAUGCUAUCGAAGGGGCGUUUUCAGCGAUUGCAUAUGUCGGAGCCCUGUUCAUCCUUGGUUCAUGGUACAAGCGAUCUGAACUGGGGACCAGAAACGCCAUCUUCUGCGUCUUUGGCCAUCUCGGGUCUAUGGCUGGUGGCUGGAUUCAAGCAGGACUGUUGAAAAGCCUGGCAGGCAAGGGUGGCCUUCCUGCAUGGAAAUGGAUCUUCAUCAUUGUCUCCGUCAUGACUCUGCCUGUCGCGUUAUUCGGUACCCCUUCCCUCAAAAUAAACAAUGCAGGCUGGUUCUUCAUCCCCGAUCUGCCUGUCCAUCGAACGGCGUGGUAUUUGAACGCGGAGGAGAAGGAGCAUGCGGCCGCUCGACUCGGCUCUCCCAGCAAGCAGUCAUGGGACCUGACGGUCUUCAAACGGGUGCUUUGGAGCUGGCAGUUCUAUCUCUUGCCGCUUAUCUUCAUGCUAUACUCGCUCUGCGUCCAGAGUCUUUCUAACAACGUCAUGCCGCUGUGGAUGGCCUCGCGCGGAUACACAACCGUGCAACAGAACAACUACCCAACCGCUAUCUAUGCCACAGCCAUAGUAGGAACUGUCCUCUACGCUGUCGUCUCUGACAAACUGCGUUCGCGAUGGGAAGUCUCUAUUGCCAUUGGCCUAACCUUUGUCAUAGGCUCCGCCAUUCUCUUCUCAGAUCCCCCAACAGCAGGCUACUUCUUCGCCUUCUACUUGCUCGGCACCACGUACGCGCCGCAGGCAGUAUGGUAUGGCUGGUUGGCCGACGUGACCGGCCAUGACGUGCAGCUGCGCGCCAUCGCGACGGGGUUCAUGAACUCGUUUGAUUUUGCAUUUGUCACUUGGUGGCCGUUGAUUUUCUACCCUGUCACAGAUGCACCGGACUAUCGAAGGGGUUAUUUCGCUAGCUUGGUUACUGGGGCCUUGACGCUGCCAUUUAUAGGGUUGAUUGCAUACCUGGAGAGGAGGGAUAGGAAAAGGGGUGUUAUCGGGAGGGGAGCCGUGGAUGAGGAUAGGCUUACAGACGGGGAUAUCGAUGUCUUUGUCUCACAAAGUGGGCAUACAUUUCAAACAGAGCCGUCGAAGAUCAGUCCCGCACAAGGCGCUGUUACUGUGUGA